This is a messenger RNA of Rhodofomes roseus, 3048 nucleotides long. RefSeq lists its product as uncharacterized. The coding region runs from base 197 to 2980 and encodes 927 amino acids. The transcript is spliced from 3 exons. The record is from RefSeq and is a predicted model, not a curated record. Gene Ontology annotation, cellular component: cytoplasm; intracellular membrane-bounded organelle; vesicle. Gene Ontology annotation, biological process: clathrin coat disassembly; clathrin-dependent endocytosis. Lineage: Eukaryota; Fungi; Basidiomycota; Agaricomycetes; Polyporales; Fomitopsidaceae. Gene Ontology annotation, molecular function: clathrin binding.
GCCCGAGCGAGGCUCAGGCUGCCCAGUGCCCUGGACUCAGUACAGUACUGCUCACCCCCAUCUCGCGCAGAGUGUACACUUCACCAACUGUACGCGGCCACGGGGCUCGUACAGUCCACCAUCUACAGAGUAUCACGACCUACACGCUUUCGCCGUUCACUCGUAGCUGGUCUACUCCGAGCACUUACCCAGCACCAUGUCCGACUCAUUCGCUGACCUCUGGAACUCGACGGGCGUAAGCAAACCGGCGGAACAACCGCGCAAACUGGGAUCCCUCACACCGGUCGUGCCUCCAGCGCGAAAUGCGAAGAACGAUGUGUUCUCCAUGCUUGCAUCCCCAGCACUAGGCUCAUCCCCCGCAUCGCGCUCCGGCACACCAGGGGCUACUGGGCCGAUACAGUCUACGCAGUCGCUGGGCACGGGCGGCAUGUCGCCAUUUAUGGGCGCGAAGCCAGUACAAAAGUCCACCAGUUCAGGGGGAGAUGCGUUCAGUGGGCUUUUCCCUGGGUCGCUAGCCUCUGGAUCCACGGCUAACCGCGCGAACAUGACCAUUGCCGAGCGUGCAGCACAAGCUGAGCGCGAGAGGAGGGAACAGAUGCAGCAACAGCAUGCCGCUGCGAAGCAGUCCGCGAAUGCAUGGACAGGACUCGACUCGCUCGGGGAAUUCACCACUGCUAAGCCAUCUACACCUGCUCAGGCGACUGCAGCUCAGGACGACGAUUGGAUUUUUGGCUCGGAGCCCCCAAAACCAUCUGCGUCUGCGACGAAAGCAUCUACGAGCAAAUCACCGCCGCCGCCGAGCGACGACUGGGGGCUCGACGACUUCAUCGCGCAACCUGCAGCACCGAAGCCCGCCUCUGCACAACCACGAGGACAUUCGCUACUAGAUCUAGACGAGUUCAGCCCCAUUCCGACUACUCAAUCAUCUCGGGCUUCCCCCCGGCCUGCGCACGUCCGUUCGAGCACUCCCGGAGACUUUGACUUCGGCGAUCGGGAGGACGGCCUGCUCGAUAACCAGUCCGAUGACGACGACAUACUUGGUGAACUCAGUAAACCAGUAUCUCAGCGCCCACCACCAUUUAAGCAGCCAAGCCGAGCAACUCCGUCACCCCAGUCCGCACCCUCACACUCUGGACGACAGUCCCGCGCAGUGUCUCCGCCUCCUCACAUUCUAGGCAAAAUCGUAGAAAUGGGCUUCUCAGUUGAACAAGCGCGCGUCGCACUUGCAUCCACAGACACGGGACUAGACGUCGAAGCGGCUCUCGAGACGCUACUCGCGAAUGCUGGUGUCGCGGAACCGACACCUCGAGAAUCUGCACGCGCACACAGAUCAGAGCGCGAGCCUGGGUACGAGCGGUACUACGAGUCCGACGAGGAACAAGCCGCGCCCUCCCGCCGGAGACCCGCCCUCGCCUCGCGACCCAGUGCAUCCGGGCGUGCACGCGAGGCGCCCUCGCGGAACGGGGCGUCACCCACAAGCGACGGACAGAAGAACCUACAGGAGCAGGCGGACAAGUUACUCGCGCAGGCGAGCGAGAUCGGGCUGAGCGUGUUCAACCGCGCGAACGCGUUCUGGAAGGAGGGUAAAGAGAAGGCGAUGAAGGCGUACGAGGAGCGCGCCGCAUCCGCUGCGUCCCGCCCGACGGGCACGAGCUCGCCGAGCAGGAAUGGGCGGCCAAAGUGGAUGCAGGAGGCACCGGAAGAGUUUAGGGAUGGAGAGUGGAGGGACGGCCCUGGAGGGUUCGUGGACGACGAUGAGGUGCUCCCGCAGAAGCCUGCGCCUCAGGGCCGGCCUAAGCAGGCAGAAGGGCGCCCAAGGCCUUCUGAGCCUGAGCCAAAGACCGCUACAUCGAGAGUCAAGACGGGUUCCCUCCUCUCGGAUGACGCGCCAGCUGUAUACACCUCGCCGUGGCGACGCAAGACUCCCUCGCGCAGCCACGCACCGACGCCGCCCAGCCAACCUGCUGCCUCGACGUCGAGAGCACAGCCCCCGCCUCGCGCACCAUCUCCCAUCCAGCUCACGCAACGAAAGACAGUGUCCGCGUCACCGGCUGCGAUCGCCGCAUCGGCGAAGCACAAAGCCACCGGCACGGAAAUGUUCAAGCUCGGACGAUACGCAGAAGCAGAGACGUCAUACACCUCCGCCAUCGCCGCUCUCCCUGACGCGCACUUGCUCCUCGUCCCGCUGUACAACAACCGCGCCCUCGCGCGCAUCAAGACGGGCGACCACAACGGCGCGAUCGAGGACGCCACUACCGUCAUCACGCUCGUCGGGCCGUCGUACCACCCCGCGCGCGAAGCGAAGGUCGCGCGGGAGGAUGAAGGCGCGGGGAUCGACCUCGCGGACGCGCUCGUCAAGGCGUUCUGGCGCCGCGCGGAGGCGUACGAGGGCAAGGAGAGGUGGGAGGCCGCGCGCAAGGACUGGGAGACCAUCGCCGGCGCGGACUUUGCGGGUAAGGCGCGGAUGGAGGCGGUCAAGGGCGUCGGGCGCUGCCGCAAGGUGCUCUCCGCGGGCGUGGACGGAGCCGCGGCGGCGUCCGGUUCGACGCCUGCACGCAGCGUGAGGUCGACGCCGAAGCCGCAGACGCGGCCUCGCCCGGCGCCCGCGGUCGUUGUGCCCACAGAGGCGGUUGACCGCGUGCGGGAGGCGAACCAGGCGGCGGAAGCGGAGGCACAGGCCCGGCACGAGCUCAAGGACGUCGUGGAUGCGAAGCUGGCGGCGUGGAAGAACGGGAAGGAGGCGAACAUCCGUGCGCUGAUAGCGAGCCUCGAGACGGUCCUGUGGCCCGAGCUCGGCUGGCAGAAGGUGGGCAUGCACGAGCUAGUAACGCCGAGCCAGGUGAAGAUCAGGUAUACCAAGGCGAUUGCGAAGCUGCAUCCAGAUAAGCUGAGUGCGAAGAACCUGACGCUGGAGCAGAGGAUGAUUGCGAACGGUGUGUUCGGGUCGCUGAACGAUGCUUGGAACGCGUUCAAGCAAUAGACACUAAUUUAUGACGGGCACUGUUGUAUUGUUUGGACUCAAAUAUCAGUGAGUUGUGCACAUCCCUA